AUGUUUUCUUCAUGCCCACCUCUCUUGAUGUCUACGUAUUUGUCUAUCAGUGAAUUCUUUGUCCUGAACAAUUCGCUUCUUCUAUCUAUCUAUCUAUCUAUCUAUCUAUCUAUCUAUCUGUCUGUCUGUCUGUCUUCUCCAUCUCGUCUUCUGUCCCUUUUGUUGGCUAUGGCAGCCUUACCCUCUUCGCUUUUUUUUACCUCACGUUUCCUUGAUUUUUGCCAAUCUAUCAUGCCAAAAAAUCUCUUUCGCCUUUUUCUCUCAAUUCUUUCUUUCUUUUUUUCUUUCUUUUUGCUUAAACUUCACUUUUUGACGACAAAAGAUAAGGCCAGUGUGAGUAAGAAAAACUUAUCUUUCCUCUUUUAUUUCUAUCUCUCUACUAAACUUUUCUCUUUUUGUUCUUAUUUUCCUUUUCUUUCGACUGUCUUUAUUUCAUCAACAACCCCAAAUUCAUCAGACACCCUUGUCGCUUUUGCACAUACUUUUUUUUUUUUUACUUUUCUCUCUCGUUCGCUUUUCUUUAGUUAUUCACUGAAGUCAACGUGCAUUGUGGUCGUGUCUUUUCCAGUCUGUUUGUUCCCAAUGGAACGAUUGUGUCAGCCAGGCCAGCCUUCUGUAGACUGGCAUCCGACUGUGCACAUUGUGUGA
Molecule: messenger RNA, 648 nt
Organism: Acanthosepion pharaonis
Lineage: Eukaryota; Metazoa; Mollusca; Cephalopoda; Sepiida; Sepiidae
Source: the annotation of a GenBank genome assembly